AUGCCUGCAGCCGGUGCGGCGGUGCCGGCCGUGGCCGAGGGCGCCGGUCAGCUGGAGGAACUGGACGAACCGCCGGAGCCACGUGCGCGCGGUAAUAGCGGACGGGCCGGCCUGAUGAAACCCCUGGUGGUGUUGGCCCUGCCGGGGAUGUAUCUCUUCUACAAGUACAGCCAGUACAGACGGGAACAGCGCGAGCUCUCCCGCAGAAGAGUAACCGAGAGGGAGCUCCAGCAUCUCCAUCACAAGAUCGACAAGUUGUUGACGAAAUUAGAGGAGAACGAACCGGAGCUGGCGUCGUCGCAGGAAGACGAGUGUGUCAUAUGCGUGAACGCAAGGGCGACGAUGCAAACGGCGCCGUGUGGGCAUCGGGUGGUUUGCAGACGCUGCUUCGUCAAGACGAUACAAAUGGCGGUGUCUCAGAGGCUUCUACCGCUCAGAUGCGUUAUAUGUAGAGCGAAGAUUCUCCGGCUGAAGCAGACCCUCAUUCCGCGUGACUAUUCGAUGUCGGGUAAAUCCUGGGUACUUCCCCAAAGUGCCUCGGAGUACAACAUGGGCACGGGCGUAACCGCCGGCGUGUCCGGGCCUGGUGGCAGAUGGGGAACCGGAAGCGUGCCGGCCUCCGCGUCUUUAUACUCGAUGGCCAGCGGUUCGUCCUCCAUUUCUGGAGUGUCUUCCGUUUCUUCGGCAACUUCCUCAUCCGCGAGCAGCACCGGAAGUUCCGCUCUCGGCAAACAUACGAGAGUACGGCAACCCACAGGCGCCACUCUCAGACGUUCCCAGACGCAAUCGAUGAAGAUGCGGAUUCAGGAGUACCAAGAUCCGAUUCAGCAAGUCACCGAAGAAGAGGAGGUCAUGCGGGAGAACCGGGAGCGUCGAUUGCCGCCGAUCAAAGAGUUCCAGAGGGAUUAUCGCGUUGGCAAGGCCUCCACCAGAAUCAGAUGUGCUCAAAAGAUCGUCACUCAAUUGGAAACGUCGCCGAGCCCGAGAGGCACGUCCGGUGUACCAUCGUCGUCGUCGACGUCGUCGAAACGGCCGUCGACGUCGAAACGGCCGUCGUCGACGUCCGCGCCGAAGAUGUCGGUGGUGCAGGAGGUGCAAAAAUCAAAGAAAGAUAAAGAACGGGAGAAGGAGCGGGAAAAGGCGGAGAAGGCGCGGCAGAAGGAGGAGGAGAAGGCGGAAAAGACCAGGCAAAAGGAGGCGAAGAAACUGGCGAAGGAAGAGAAGAAACGAGCGAAGAAGGAAGCGAAGGCGAGGCGAAAGGAAGCCGAGGAAUCCCUUUUGAGGGACGAAAAGUAGGCUUGUGGUCUCGAUCGUGUGAAAAAUCUCAAGACGGAGCGUGUCGCUGUUGGUACAGGUGUUCUGAAGUAUCCCUCGGCGAUUGAAUGACGGCGAUUUCCAGAAUUCUGUACCGGUCUCGCGAUGGCGGAUCGAUAACGCGCAUACGGGAUGAGUUACGGACAAGUUCGCAUAACUUGUAAGAAUAACGAGAGAGACUCCGUAAAGAAACGUAACGGAGCACCGAUGCCUCUUGAAAAUUCUAGCACCCAGCUAUCGACUAAUGAACAUGGCCUAGCUCGAAAGCGGUUCUUCUGAGAAGCCGAGCACUUGGCAAGCGAUUGCCGGAGAUCUCGCUGGUUUUUAAUAAACUCCAAUGUGCGACUCGUUUGUUACUUGAUGAAAUGAAUUCUCACAACAAUUAAUAUAUCGAGAAACAAUAAACUCGAAACAAUCCGUAACCUGUCCCGAAUCGCUCGUUACCUUGAAACGUGGGGUUAAGGAGAAGAAGGGCGGCGGAGGAGAAGUAUACUUAAAAACAAAACAAAACAAAAAAAAAUCUAGAAGCGGCCAAAUUUAGUAACCCGUCAUAUCGAGUUAUCGCGGACUAAUAACUAUUAUCGAUAGGAAAAACUCGAGGGUAGAGCUAUAUACUUUAGAAUUCCGAGCGAAAAAAAAUUUAUUUCAACCCUUUACAUUUACUAGUCAUCGCAAAACAUUUUAUUUUAGUCGUAAUGAACGUAAUUUUAUCUCUCCCGUGUGAAACCUCCCCCCCCCUCUCAUUUGAAACGUCUCAUCAUAGACAAAACCAAAAAACACACAAGAUGUUUCCAACAUGUUUCCAUUCGGUUUACUAUACGGUAAUUUUUAGAAUUAAUAAGACGAAGCAAAAAAACCGUGAUCUCUAUCGAUUGUACGAAUAUAUAUAUCAUCGUCUAAAAAUAUAUUCCCCCAAUUAUUUAUAGUUGAUUCAUUCCGCGCGAAAAACAAAAAAAAAUCAUCUUCAUCUUGCGACAUUUAAUCACCGACCGCCAAUUCGAGAUAAUCGAUAAUCCCGUUCCUCCAGUCAAUUUAAAACUCAGUCAUCGUGUCCUCGCCCACGUCCUACGUCACCAGAAAAAAAGACACACACUGUGUGUCGAUUUUUUCUCUCAUCGCCGACAUCCCUAACUUUAACAUUUCGCGUUUUGUCAUUACGUAAGUAGAGAAAUCGCGCGGGGCGAAAUGCUUGCGGUGUGUGUGUGUGUACAUUUUUUUUUUUUUUUAUUUUAUUUGUAGCGGCGGUCUUUUGGGUAAAAAAAAAAAAAAACUUUUAAUUAGUCACACGUCACAAGGUAGUGUUUUAACACGCAAAAAGUAUAUAUAUAUAUAUAAAUUGUUUCUCUCUUCUAUUUUUCAAAUUUUAAAAAAGAUUCAAAUCAAAUACGUCAAAUUUACAAAUUACGUCGCUCUUUUUUCGAAAAGCCCGGGGCAAAAGAGGGACAAAAAAAAACGCAAGCAUUUUUCUUCGUUUUCUUCGCACUUCGCGUUAAAAAAAAAUAAUAUUUCCCACACCACACAUUCAUCGUAUAUAUUGUAAAUACACCUGCAGGAUUUCACAAAGCGGAACAUGAAGAACUUUCGUGGUCUCGCGCGCGAGCAAAGUCGUACGAACAAAGUCGCGUACGACAGCCUAAUACGAUCGAUUUGUUAAAAUGCGAGAGAGGAUA
Molecule: messenger RNA, 2984 nt
Organism: Pseudomyrmex gracilis
Lineage: Eukaryota; Metazoa; Arthropoda; Insecta; Hymenoptera; Formicidae
Product: arginine/serine-rich protein PNISR
Exons: 8
Coding region: 1-1296 (431 amino acids)
Source: RefSeq, a predicted model, not a curated record